Molecule: messenger RNA, 2066 nt
Organism: Didymodactylos carnosus
Lineage: Eukaryota; Metazoa; Rotifera; Eurotatoria; Philodinida; Philodinidae
Source: the annotation of a GenBank genome assembly
AUGACACAACUAUCGUCACUAAGCCUGGCUAUGGCAUUCAGCGGCCCUCAGCACCCGACGACUCGUAAUGCUUUUGAACAAUCCAUUUGCAAACUUGCAAACCAUUUGAAAGUAAACAAGACUCUGACUAAACUUCAUCUUGGAUGGAACCAAAUAUCCGAUAGAGGAGGUGAAGCACUAGCAGAAGCACUGAAAGUAAACACCACUCUCACUCAACUUGAUCUUGCAGAGAACGAAAUAUCCGCUAGAGGAGGUGAAGCACUAGCAGAAGGUCUGAAAGUAAACACCACUCUCACUCAACUUAAUCUUGCAGGGAACGAAAUAUCCGCUAGAGGAGGUGAAGCACUAGCAGAAGCACUGAAAGUAAACAAGACUCUCACUCAACUUGAUCUUAAAAACAGCAGAAUAUCCGCUAGAGGAGGUGAAGCACUAGCAGAAGCACUGAAAGUAAACAACACUCUCACUCAACUUAAUCUUGCACGGAACAAAAUAUCCGAUAGAGGAGGUGAAGGACUAGCAGAAGCAGUGAAAGUAAACAAAACUCUCACUCAACUUAAUCUUGCAGGGAACGAAAUAUCCGAUAGAGGAGGUGAAGCAUUAGCAGAAGGUCUGAAAGUAAACAAAACUCUCACUCAACUUGAUCUUUCUAAGAACCAAAUAACUGAUAGUGGAGGCGAAGCACUAGCAGAAGCACUGAAAGUAAACAACACUCUCACUCAACUUGAUCUUAUAUGGAACCAAAUAUCCGAUAGAGGAGGUGAGGCACUAGCAGAAGCACUGAAAGUAAACAACACCCUCACUCAGCUUAAUCUUGGACUGAACGAAAUAUCCGAUAGAGGAGGUGAAGCAUUAGCAGAAGGUCUGAAAGUAAACAACACUCUCACUCAGCUUGAUCUUGCAGGGAACGAAAUAUCCGAUAGAGGAGUUGAAGUAUUAGCAGAAACACUGAAAGUAAACAAAACUCUCACUCAACUUAAUCUUGCACGGAACAAAAUAACUGAUAGCGGAGGUGAAGCACUAGCAGAAACACUGAAAAUAAACACCACUCUCACUCAACUUGAUCUUGCAGGGAACGAAAUAUCCGCCAAAGGAGGUGAAGCGCUUGGAGAGUAAGCAAGUAGAUGGAAUAGUCGUUUUCUAAUAUGUUUCGGAGGCAGCGUGGUUUUAUUUUUUGUGGAAGUUUCGGUUUCUUUGUGUGCUUUUUUUACGUAUGAUUAUGGGCCAUGUUUCUUGAAUUGUUCAUCAUGAGUUGAAGCGCUUAAUACAUUCUGCAGUUAUACGAGCUAGAUCAGAUUCCUUGCAUUCAGGACGAGACUCCAAGGAGAGUUAGUAUAUUUAUUCAGCUCGUGGGAUGGACCUAUGACCUCGAGAGCUGAAUCAGAACUGAUGAGCUUUGGUUCGUGGACAGAUGAUUGUUCAGUGGCCGUGAGUAAUACUGAAUAUGCAAUGUGAAGUCUUAAAAACGACUUCGGCAUUUAAAAACGUAGUCCUAAAACCAUGACUAGUUUGUUUAAGUUUUUCAAACUCAUCACGGUGCGCAUUGCACUUUUCAUGUGUUCGUACACUGAAGUCAUUAUCAGCUUCAUCCAACAGCAAUGAUUCUUGGUAUUUGUCGUGUAUCCCAUACAGAAAAAAUCGAAGAAAAAAUCGCCUAAAAAAGCGGUCACAGCGAGGGAUGUCCGAGUUCCAUCAAUUCCGAAAUUACAUAACAUCCACGAGAAUUUUACUUGGUGAGAGGAGCUGAGAAUAUCGCUAAUUCAUUCUUCACGAGAAUCUUACUUUUCCACAGGAAUUUUGAAAAUUACCACGAGAAUUCUGCGUGGGUUAGGUUCUGAACGGCCAGACCGUUUUUUCUAACUUUUUCAUUAUUGGCUGGAAAACGAUAAAACUUAAUCCCUCUAGGCUUCUGGACGUCAGGAAUUCAAUGGACGAGCUUAGGCACAAGCCAGAGAAUUGCUAGAGGGUUUCUGGAAGGUUUUGAAAGGGUUUUAUAUUUUUUUUUGCGAGCAUAAAGCAUAAAUAUAUCUAAAAAAAUAUAAAACCCUUUCAAAACCUUCCAGAAACCC